AUGGCACUUGACAAGCGUUUUGUGGUGGCUCUGGCAUUAAAUGCACUGGGCUGUUUCUUGGUCUACGAGUUCGUGAGCUUGAGCCCUGGGAUCCCUGAGAACCGCGAGCCCGCGCCCUCCGCAAAGAACGCAGGGCGCAGGCUUAGCGCGACAAAGAUCGAGAUCGUCGAUGGCGCCUUCACUCAGGGCGGCAAGAAGAUCGGCAGGCACCCAGGCAAGAUCUUUGGUGUUGGCGGCAAUGACUACACAGCGCUGGCACAGGAGCUAGGCUUUGAGGCUUUCCGAACGUGGGGCCGCGACCAGCUUCCCUGGGCUAUGAUCGAAGCAGAGAGGGCGAGCUUCUUUGUCAUGGCUGGCCUUGACAUGACCCGCGACCCCAGAUACUACGCCGAAGGGAGCGAGCACUGCUCCGAUGACUUGGAAGCGAGUGAUUACUGGAAGUCAGCGCUCCGGAGCAUACUGCGGGAGGUGAACACGUACAAGAGCGAUCCUCAUAUUCUCAUGUGGCUGGUCGGCAAUGAGAUGGAGAUUCCGAUUGACACAAAGGCCGGCAAUGACUGCUUGUGGAAGCGCGUGAACUGGGUGGCCGGAAAAGUCAAAGAGGAAGACCCGGAUCAUCCGGUGGGCGUCGCCUUGGCCGGGAUCGCCUCGCCCAAAGUGAAGAAGAUGGUCGAACUCUGCCCAAACAUUGAGGUCCUGGGAACCAACAUCUAUGGCAACGAGAUUCGAGACGUCGGCGAGCGGCUGCGUAAGGACGGCUGGACCAAGCCGUGGGCCUUCACAGAAUGUGGGGCGCUGGGUCCCUGGGAGGUGCCGCAGACGUCCUGGGGCGCGCCGAUGGAACAGUCCUCCACAGAGAAAGGGCGCUUCAUCAUGAAAGGCCUCCGCAUGUGCGAUGACGAUGAGAUGUGCGUGAGCUUCAUGGCCUUCCUUUGGGGCUGGAAGUGGGAGAAGACGGGUACCUGGUUUGGCCUCAUCAACGACUGGACGGAGGCGAAGGGCUUCAGCUUCCUGAACGACAUCGGGCAGCCAAUUUACGACGAGUUCGGCCCGGAGGAGCAGAAGGCCUUCAGGAUCCACAUCGAAGGCUUCAAGGUCGAUGGGGACAAGUCCGUGGAUCACCUGGGCUUCGCGGCCACGAAAGGUGCAGAGGUUCAGCUGGAUGUCUUGCCGGUCGCGACGCCUUUCGACGGUGACAAUGGAGCGUGGGCCUGGUGGGUUGUGACGAGGGAGAGCCUGGUGCAUGCCAAGUCCGAUGCCAACAUUCCCGAAGAGACGCAACCGGUGAUCCCGGGGGUCGUCGCGGCCUGCCCCGGAAGCUUCCGUGCGAAGCUGCAGACCUCGAUGCUGGAUGAAGGCCGAUAUCGCCUCUACGUCUUUGUGAGGAGGAAGCACGAGGGAGGAUUCGAGCACUACCCAGAAACUGUGGAGGCAUCCCUUGCGGUUCCGUUUUACGUCGGGGAGCAGCGCUGCGAGGACGUCACGUCGGGAUACUGCUUCGACGAGGUGACCCGUGUCAUGACCAGCACAAAGCGGAUGGGCUAUGCCAUGUGGCCUGCGGAAGGUACCUUUCCCCAUUCGGACUUCAAGGAGGUCCAGGCUUCGUUGCACAUGGUGAACCACGCCGGCUGCCCGGCGGCGUGCUCUGUGCAGAUUCCGGCGGAUGCCACGACCGACUGCUCCGAGGCACCCGAAGUGCGCUAUGAGGCGGACGUGCCGACAAUACAGAAGCUGUUUGAACCUCCGGAGAACCCUUACGUGGCGGGGGAGUGCCACACCGCGGUGCCUCAUGAAGAGUGCUGGUACUCCACGAAGUGGCUGAUGGAGGAGGGCCGCUUCACCACACCCGACUUCCCGGAGUUGGACGAGAGCUCCACCUGGGAAGAAGGGCAGCUGGCCUUGUACCAUCGGGCCAGAAACAACUGCAAGAAGCCGUGUACGGGCGACGAAGGAAGAUCCGAGCCAAAGAAAUCAGAGGACUGCCACACUUCCGUGGAGCCUGAAGAUUGCUACUGGGCCACAAAGUGGCUGAUGGACGAAGGCAGAUGGACGAAUCCAGAAUGGUUCCCCGAGGUUACGGCCGAGUCCACCUGGGAAGAUGCCCAGGAAGAGCCGACGACGACGAAAGAGCCGGAGACGACGACGAAAGAGCCGGAGACGACGGAAGAGCCGGAGACGACGGAAGAGCCCGAGCCGGAGACGACAAAGGAAGACUGCUACACCUCGGUGGAGCCUGAAGACUGCUUCUGGGGCACGAAGUGGCUGAUGGAUGAAGGCAGAUGGAAGCAUCCGGAGUGGUUCCCGGAGGUCACGGCCGAGUCCACCUGGGAAGACGCCCAGGAAGCCCUGUGGAAGCGUGGCCAGAACGGCUGCCACAAACCCUGCGCCCCUGAAUCUGAAGAGACGCCGGAGACUGAAGAAGAGGAAGACUGCCACAAUUCGGUGCCGCCGGAAGAUUGCUACUAUGCCACCAAGUGGCUGAUGGACGAAGGCAGAUGGAAGCAUGCACAUGCGUUCCCGGAGGUUACGGCCGACUCCACCUGGGCAGAUGCGCAGCACGCGCUCUGGAAGCGCUCGGAGGGCAGCUGCAAGAAGCCCUGCGCGCCGGAAGAGCCAGAGACGACGAAAGAGCCGACGACUGAAGAGCCGGAGACGACUCAAGAGCCGGAGCCCGAAGAGCCGGAGACGACCCCGGAGCCCGAAGAAGAGACGGUGCCCAAAGAGGAACCAUGCUACACAUCACAGCAGCCGGAAGACUGCUUCUGGGGCACCAAAUGGCUGAUGGACGAAGGCAGAUGGGUUUAUCCAGAUGCGUUCCCGGAGGUGACGGCCGACUCCACCUGGGAAGACGCCCAGGAAGCCCUGUGGAAGCGCGGCAAGAACGGCUGCCAGAAGCCCUGUCGGCCUGAAUCUGAAGAAUCCGGAGAGCCGAAGCCCGAGGAGCCUGCGGAGCCUGAGGAGCUCAAGGAAGAAUGCUACACUUCCGUGCCGCAUGAGGAUUGCUACCAUGCCACCAAGUGGCUGAUGGAGGAGGGCAGAUGGAAGCAUCCAGAUGCGUUCCCGGAGGUUACCGCCGAGUCCUCCUGGGAAGAUGCGCAGCGAGCCCUGCACAACCGUGGAGAGAACGGUUGCAAGCUGCCCUGCCCCCAUGAUUCUGACGCAGAGACCGAGGAGCUCGACGAGGAAAAGUGCCACAACUCUGUGCCUCAUGAGGAUUGCUACUAUGCGACAAAGUGGCUGCUGGAUGAAGGCAGAUACAAGUAUCCAGAUGCCUUCCCAGAGGUCAAGGCCCACUCGACCUGGGCAGAUGCCCAAAGGGCGCUGUGGAAGCGUUCGAAGGACGGCUGCCAGAAGCCUUGCCGGACGGCUUAG
Molecule: messenger RNA, 3372 nt
Organism: Symbiodinium natans
Lineage: Eukaryota; Dinophyceae; Suessiales; Symbiodiniaceae
Source: the annotation of a GenBank genome assembly